This is a messenger RNA of Rotaria sordida, 459 nucleotides long. Lineage: Eukaryota; Metazoa; Rotifera; Eurotatoria; Philodinida; Philodinidae. The record is from the annotation of a GenBank genome assembly.
AUGUUUAUUCUAAGCAAUGCUUUACCAUCAUGGGGUGUGUUAAAAGUAGAUGGCAAAACGUUGGCAGAAGGUGGUCUGUGGCAAGAUUGUGGUUAUAUUGGGACAUGGACUUGUGUCUUUCGCGGAUUCUCAUGUUCUGGCUUGCCCUCACCUUUGAUGGGUGAAUGUAUAAAACUGAUAAUGACACGAGUGUUCAUCAUCUUGGCAUGUCUUGUGUCUGCAUUCGGUGCCACAAAUCUUCUACAGGUCGCCAGAUCAGGAGGAAAUAAUCCACAAUAUAUCAUGUCUAGCAAAGUUUGUGCUGCUGUAUCGGUCCUGUGCGGAAUUCUUAGCAUAUCAUUGGGUAUUAGUUGGGCUCUGUAUGGUGGUGUUGCAACAUUAGGUGCAGCUGCCGCUUUAGGAAUCGUUGCUACUGUUCUAAGUCUUUUCAGUACUGUUGUGGCUUUUAUGAUUCGUUGA